AUGGCCAGGGCAACUGAGCUGGAGUUGGACACGGAAGUGGCUAUGGCCAGGGCGCUGCCGGGUCAAUGUCCCAUACCGGAGACGAUUCCACUGUGUGCUGAUAGCUGUUUCAAUGAUGGCCAGUGUCCUGCCACACAGAAAUGUUGCCCAACCACCGGUGGCUUUGCAUGCAGUGAACCGCCUGGCCAGGGCGCAGGACAGGGAAGCGUCGCUGGCCAGGGCGCAGGACAGGGAAGCGGCGCAGGACAGGGUAGCGGAGCUGGACAGGGUGCUGGACAGGGAAGCGGCGCUGGCCAGGGUGCAGGACAGGGAAGCGGUGCAGGACAGGGAAGCGGCGCUGGCCAGGGCGCAGGACAGGGAAGCGGCGCGGGCGCUGGACAGGGAAGCGGCGCUGGCCAGGGCGCAGGACAGGGAAGCGGCGCUGGCCAGGGCGCAGGACAGGGAAGCGGCGCUGGCCAGGGCGCAGGACAGGGAAGCGGCGCUGGCGUAGGACAGGGUAGCGGAGCUGGACAGGGAAGCGGCUUUGGCCAGGGCGCAGGACAGGGAAGCGGCGCUGGCCAGGGCGCAGGACAGGGAAGCGGCGCUGGCCAGGGCGCAGGACAGGGAAGCGGCGCUGGCCAGGGCGCAGGACAGGGAAGCGGCGCUGGCCAGGGCGCAGGACAGGGAAGCGGCGCUGGCCAGGGUGCAGGACAGGGAAGCGGCGCUGGAGCAGGACAGGGAAGCGGCUUUGGACAGGGAAGCGGUGCUGGAGCAGGACAGGGAAGCGGCUUUGGCCAGGGUGCGGGACAGGGAAGCGGCUUUGGCCAGGGCGCGGGACAGGGAAGCGGCUUUGGCCAGGGACAGGGAAGGGGCUUUGGCCAGGGUGCGGGACAGGGAAGCGGCUUUGGCCAGGGCGCGGGACAGGGAAGCGGCUUUGGCCAGGGCGCGGGACAGGGAAGCGGCUUUGGCCAGGGCGCGGGACAGGGAAGCGGCUUUGGCCAGGGCGCGGGACAGGGAAGCGGCUUUGGCCAGGGCGCGGGACAGGGAAGCGGCUUUGGCCAGGGUGCGGGACAGGGAAGCGGAGCUGGUGCGGGACAGGGAAGCGGCUUUGGCCAGGGCGCGGGACAGGGA
Carassius carassius (crucian carp) is the source of this 1110-nucleotide messenger RNA. Its product is annotated as fibroin heavy chain-like. The record is from RefSeq and is a predicted model, not a curated record. Gene Ontology annotation, cellular component: extracellular region. Gene Ontology annotation, molecular function: peptidase inhibitor activity. The annotation marks the transcript as partial. Lineage: Eukaryota; Metazoa; Chordata; Actinopteri; Cypriniformes; Cyprinidae. The transcript is spliced from 5 exons.